Sciurus carolinensis (gray squirrel) is the source of this 2396-nucleotide messenger RNA. It is a transcript of the gene Akip1, whose product is annotated as A-kinase interacting protein 1. Gene Ontology annotation, cellular component: nucleoplasm. NCBI's taxonomy places the organism in Eukaryota, Metazoa, Chordata, Mammalia, Rodentia, Sciuridae. The transcript is spliced from 5 exons. The record is from RefSeq and is a predicted model, not a curated record. Gene Ontology annotation, biological process: regulation of non-canonical NF-kappaB signal transduction. Bases 196 to 846 code for a protein of 216 amino acids.
UCAGUCCAGGGGCGGGGGGGCGGAAAUGGAGGGGGCCAGCGCGUGCGGCCUCGCCCCCUGGCCCCGCGCCCGCUGGAGUGCGCGUUGGGGGCGGACGGGGUUCGGUGAUCGCCAGGGAGGUGGAGGCCGGGGCUCCCACCCUGAACAGGAGCAGCGUCGCGGCAGUACGACUGAACCUCUGGUGUCUGUGUGUAUAUGCCUGCCCAGGGAGACAUGGAAAACUGGUUCGCCGCGGCGGCGCUGAACGGGGUGGACCGACGUUCCCUGCAGCGCUCAGCUAGGCUGGGUCAAGAAGUGCUGGAGCGGGCCAAGAGGAGGGCGGUGAACUGGCAUUCACAGGAGCGUCCCAAAGGCAGCAUGGGGAGUCUUUCCCGGGAGGGGUCCUACCAAGAAAGACAGCUGGCAGCGGGUCCCCAUCCCUUUCUCCCAGGAGAGAGAGAAGAAAGGCACCCAACCCUUAGUGCUUCCUUCAGAACAAUGGCUGAAUUCAUGGACUAUACUUCAAGUCAGUGUGGGAAAUAUUAUUCAUCUGUGGCAGAGGAAGGAGGGGCAACCCAUGUUUAUCGUUAUCACAGAGGGAAGUCGGAGUUGCACGUGUGUUCUUACAGCAGGCACGGUCAGAGAAAUAACAGAGAAAAGAUAUCCCUCAGUUCCGAAAGCAACUACGAAACAUCAGCACAUGCUCCAGAGGCAUCCCAGCUGGCUGAAGAUGUCUCAAAGGACCUCUACAUAGAAGUAUAUCCAGGGACCUAUUCUGUCACUGUGGGUUCAACUGCCUCAACCAAGAAGACUCAUGUAGUAGCGGUUGAUUCGGGACAAAGUGUGGACUUGGUCUUCCCUAUAUGAUGUUGGCCUUCACUGCCAUCACAUCACUCUUUUUCAAGUAGCAAGAAGAAUAAAGCCACAAAUGAUUUUCUUAAUAAUCACACAUUAAUCCUGCUUUUAGUGCUGACUAAAGAGGUGUCAGCCUUUCUGGGAACUAGGAAGUCCCAUUUUAACUUGAGAGUCCCCCCACCCUCAUUUGCCUGAAAGUAAUAAUUGAUGAUGCUCUUUGAAGAGUUUUUAUUACUAGCUUUCCAAGUAAAGGCUAAUUAUGAUAAUAAAGGGAAAGAUUUGGAAACACAGAAUUCAUUUUAUUGCUAUUAAAAGGAGGUUAAACACAGUGUUCCUCAUGUAUAGCCGUAGGCUUUAUGAAAAGACAGCAGAGAGGCUGUAGAGACAUUUGCCCAAAGCAGUCUACUACACCCUGUGGCCUUUGUGGAAGUGGUGUCCUCAAGCAGUGCCACCAGGAAGGGCCACUGACUCCUAUGCCCCUUACAAGUAGUGCCUUCCUGCUGUUUAUCUGCACGGAGAUCUUAAUGGGUAAAGAUGCUGCUGCUUACUUGAUUCUCACCUGCAGCCUGUGUUCGCCUUCCAUUGAGGAAGGUCUUGUCAGCCAUUCUUUAUAACCCUUUCUCAGGUAUUUACCAUCAUUAUCUUUUAACUUCCUGUUAAAGAGAAAAAGAAAGAAAACUCCUGAGUCGCAUUUGACUAUAAUUUUAAGGAUCAAAAAUCACUGAUUUUUAAAAAGUCAUUGAUAUAUCCCAAGAUUUUUUAACCUACCACUUCAACUGCCUGACGAAUCAUAUCAUUUUGAACAUAGCUAAUUUUUCCUCUGGAAAAUGCUAUAUAUUAUGUGACAAAAAUAAAAGUUUUAAAUAAAUCUAUAUUAGCAUUCCUACAAGGAAAAGGCUCAGCUAGACAAGGGCCUAGUAAAGCACACCGGUGUCCAACACCUUGGGACAGUGUUAUUUAAAUGGAGAGCCUUGUACCUCCUCUCCCACAAGAAACCAGUCAUAAGCUUCAUGGGUUCUGUAAGCCUUCUGAAAUUACAUGCAAAAUCAUGAGUACAAUUUUCUGGAAAAGGAGGCCAUGGAUUUUAUAAUUCUCAAAGGGAAUGUGACCCCAGAUGAUCUAAGAACCUUUUAAGGAGCCCCUAAGAUGACCCUUCUCAGUCAUUCUGCUUUACCUAGACCCCCAGGGCUUUCAGUUUGAAUUCUUGGGAAUUCUUGUCCCUUUGAUGUGUCCUGAUAUCCGGACUCAGUUUUCUGUGUUCGGCUUCCUCUGGUAGGGUCUGCAGUGGCUUCAUGUUGGUUGCUUUCAGGGUCAGCUCUUUGGUAGUUCCCACUACUGCAGUUUGUACUCUCUGUUUGUUGUCCUUCUCUUCUUUCCAGAUGUUGCAACCUCUUGUUCCUAAACCCAAAAUAAUUAGGUAUGGUGAAUAUGCUACUAUUUUGAUGAGUUUAGUCCUAAUGACAAAUAGAACUGCAUUAAGGGUCACUGAAUCUCGUUUAAGUAUCUGUAAGCUGCUAGCAUUGUUCUGUAUUUUUAAAGAGAAAUAAACUUUGUUAAUCAUU